GGGACAUGCCUUUGGCAGCGCCUGGCGCCUCUGGUUCGGACCGGCGUUCUUCGAGGAGCCCUCCCAGCUCGACGACUUCGAGUACGUCCGGGGGCGCACCAAGAAGUGGUACCGGGGAGGGCCGGAGAUGGACGCCGCCGCCGGUCGCUUCCUGCCGCUGCUGCGCGCCGAGCGGGCGGCCGUGGAGGCGGCGCCGAGGCCGCUGGUCGCGCAGGGGGAGCUCGGCGAGAGGGCGGCGCUGGCCCGGGUGGUGCUGUUUGACCAGGCCACUGCGAUCGUCUGGGGCAUUUGGCUCCGGGCGCUCCCAGCAUCCCGCAACGCGGCGCGGGGCACUGCAGAGGCCUUCGCGCAGGACGCACUGGCGAGCGAGCUCGCCGAGGCGCUCGUGGAGGGCGGCUAUGCUGGCCGGUGUGCCGCGGCCGCGCUGCUCGCGCUGGCACAGGCGCUGGUGCACGCAGAGGUCCCUGGCGACGGCUCGCGCGCCAGCACGGCGGUGGCGCUGCUGCAGGCUGCCAUGCCGCGGUUUCCUCAGCGGACUUCCCAGCUGUUGUUCCAGGCGGUGCUGAGCCAUGAGAAGCAUCUCGGCGUGCUGCGCCAGUUCGGCCGCUACCCGCACCGCAACGCGGCGUUGGGGCGCGAGAGCACGCCGAAGGAGCUGGAGUGGCUUGCCAGCCCGGACCUGCCAGGCUGGGCGCGGAGCCAGACUGCCAGGGCGCCCCGCGGCUGA
Molecule: messenger RNA, 727 nt
Organism: Prorocentrum cordatum
Lineage: Eukaryota; Dinophyceae; Prorocentrales; Prorocentraceae
Source: the annotation of a GenBank genome assembly